Molecule: messenger RNA, 1687 nt
Organism: Aedes albopictus (Asian tiger mosquito)
Lineage: Eukaryota; Metazoa; Arthropoda; Insecta; Diptera; Culicidae
Exons: 3
Coding region: 32-505 (157 amino acids)
Source: RefSeq, a predicted model, not a curated record
CUCAGCUUCUUUGUUUUUCAGAAUUAGUGAAAUGAAAACAAUAAUCGCAGGAAAAAUCUUGGUGCACAAAGCGGUUGUCUUCAAAAUGGUACCGGACAAGCAUCGAGGAGGUCUCAACAACGGUUGCAUGUCCGGCCGGCAGCGACUCAAGCCAGGUGGACCGAAAGGCGUCAAUACCCGGAACAUGGGAACAAUUUACAAUGCCAUCCAGCUAAGUGACAACCAAGAUUUUAAUUGUAGGUCGAGGAAAUAUACCGGUUUCGUGGAACGGAAGAGCAAGAGCAACGAUCCCAGCCACCAACACGAGUGCCACCGAAAAUGUGAAAAACGGAGCAGGUAUGCGCCGGGAAUGGAAAUGGGAGUUUUUUUGGUGUCCGCCGAUGCCUCCUAUGGCACCCAUGUGCCCCAUGGGUGGUGGCCCCAUGGGAAACGGUCCCUUUCCGCCACCGCCUCCGUACUUCCGGGUCUCCGAUGGGUAUGCGAAGUAUGCGUGGUGGCCCGAUGAUGCCGACUUCGCCUCUGAAAGGCCAAUUCGGAGGUCCGCUUUCCGAUCUCGAUGAUGCCCCGCCCAAUGCCUACAAAGCAACACAUGCUGGCACCGGAUGAAUCCGAUGGGACGCUUGACGCCUCCGCCAGUACGAGGCAUUCCGAUGUGGCGCAACCCAAGAGAAAGCUAUCUCCACGCCGGAUGGAGAGCAUCGAGAGGAAGUCCGGCCAAUGAAAAGCCAGGUAAAACAGUGGGCAAAACUAAAACCAUAAGCGCCUGUCUAGCCAAAACUAUGUUUGAAUUAAAACUAUAGAAAAUGCUUGACAAUAUGAUCUAUAGUUUUAGAUUUUUAGGAGUUAUUUAUCUAUAACCUUUUCUAAUUUUCCUAUAAACUCUGCGGAUUUUAAGUAAUUAUUAAAGUAUAUUCCGUGGUGCCACUAGUUGCUGUAAAUGAUUGCGAAUAUUUUCUUUACUUCGUAAAAUACACUACCGUGAAUCGCAUAUCAGUCCCAUCUUUGCUGGAUUUCCUAUGCAAAUGGGACAGAUAUGCGAUUCACGGCAGUACAUCCCAUAUAAUUAUGCGAUUCUGAGAAUCCUUAGGGAUUUUAAGGAGUUAAUGAAAUAUAUUUCGCGAAGCUACUGAUUUUCAUAAAUAAUUUAGAAUAUUUUCUAUAUAUUGUAGAAUACUUACAGAUGGCUGAGAAUUACGAAUCUUGAGGAAUGUUCAGGAUUCUUUUUAAUAUAUUCCGUAACGCUACUUCUAUAAAUGAUUGAGAAUAUGUUGUAUGCUUUGUAAAAAACAUUAUGAUUAGGAAUUUCUAAGAAACCUUAGGGAUUUCCAGAAAUUAUUUAAAUAUCUCACGUAGAACUUUUGACUUCUACAAAUGUUUGAGAUGUGUUUCUUCCCAUAUGGCUGGGAAUUUUUUAGAGUUCUGAUUCUGAGGGAUUUUCUGGAAUUAUUAAAGCAUAUCCCGUGAAGCGACUAAUUUCUACAAAUAAGUAAGAUUUUUUUCUAUGGAUUCUAGAGUACAUACAAGAUAACUCGACUUUUCAGCCAAGGAAUUUUCAGAAAUUAUUAAAAUAUUUUCUAUUUUUUUGUGAAUUAUUAAGAACGAAGCUUGUGUUUUCCAUAAAUGAUUAAGAACAUUUUCUAUUUUUCUUAGAAUACAUCCCAAAUGACUGGGAAUUUCUGAGAAUCUC